Molecule: messenger RNA, 866 nt
Organism: Balearica regulorum gibbericeps (East African grey crowned-crane)
Lineage: Eukaryota; Metazoa; Chordata; Aves; Gruiformes; Gruidae
Source: RefSeq, a predicted model, not a curated record
AGGAUAAGGAUCCACCUUUUGGAGCCAAACCAGAGGAUCUGGUGAAGGCAGUUGGGAAAAACUCCCAUGGUGUGAAACAACUGAGAAACCGUGCUGAUGAAGAUGCUCGCAUGAUCCACAUGAGUAUUCAGAUGGGUAAUGAUCCACCUAUUUCCCUUCGGAGAGACCUGGAGCAUUUAAUGCUUUUAAUUGCUGAAUUGUAUAGGAAAGACCCCUUUAAUCUGGAACUUGCCCUUGAAUACUGGUGUCCAUCAGAGCCUUUGCAGACAUCAACCAUCAUGGGGUCCUACCUUGGAGUGGCUCAUCAGCGACCCCCUCAGCGCCAGGUUGUCUUGUCAAAGUUUGUUAGGCAAAUGGGAGAUCUACUUCCUUCCACAAUUUACAUCCCAUACUUGAAAAUGCUGCGGGGACUGGCUAGUGGGCCUCAGUGUGCUCAUUACUGCUUUAGUUUGCUAAAAGUCAAUGGCAGUAGUCAUGCGGAAAACAUCCAAGGAGCAGGUGGCAGCCCUGUCUCCUGGGAGCAUUUCUUCCACUCUUUGAUGCUUUAUCAUGAGCACUUGAGGAAAGACUUGCCAAGUGCAGACAGUGUCCAGUAUCGUCACCUGCCUCUCCGAGGUAUCACACAGAAAGAACAGGAUGGAUUAAUUGCCUUUUUGCAGCUGACCACUGUUAUAGUAAAUUGGAGUGAGAAUGCUCGCCUGGCUCUUUGUGAGCACCCUCAGUGGACACCAGUAGUGGUCAUUCUGGGACUUCUGCAGUGCAGCAUUCCUCCUAUUUUGAAAGCAGAGCUAUUAGAAACCCUUACUGCUUUUGGAAGGUCUCCUGAAAUAGCUGCUUCACUCUGGCAAUCCCUGGAAUAUACACAG